Messenger RNA from Petromyzon marinus (sea lamprey), 5563 nucleotides. Its product is annotated as phospholipase D1-like. Lineage: Eukaryota; Metazoa; Chordata; Hyperoartia; Petromyzontiformes; Petromyzontidae. The record is from RefSeq and is a predicted model, not a curated record. Gene Ontology annotation, biological process: regulation of vesicle-mediated transport; intracellular signal transduction; phosphatidic acid biosynthetic process. Gene Ontology annotation, cellular component: intracellular membrane-bounded organelle; plasma membrane region. Gene Ontology annotation, molecular function: phosphatidylinositol binding; D-type glycerophospholipase activity.
GUCCCCCCUCGUCUCUCCGCCUCUCACUCCCUCUCUCUCCCCACACACACUGGGUUGGCUGUUUCCAUCUCGCUGUGCGUGUUGUGUGUGGCUCGGAGCAGCAGGGGAGGGAGGCGGCGUUGGUGGUGGUGGCUGUGUGCGUUUGUAACCGGUUCAUCGGACACGACUCCACACAGAAGUUCGAGUUGAUCGGGAAGAGUUGGUGCCCAUCACCCGCAUCUGCUUCACCUCUGGGUCCCUCCCUCCACAUUCCGCUUCUUCUCUGAGCCUGUGGCCAACCAUCUCGGCAGCGACACCGGCAGCAGCAGGAGGAGGAGGAGCAGAAGAGAGGACCCGGUCCUCUCGCGCCGUCUGCCGGGGUCAGGAGGUCAUCUGCCAUGGCCACGCGGGGCGCCCUCUCGGGCCAGCAGCAGGCCCUCCUGCUGCUGUCCCGGAGGGGACCGUGACUCCGCCGGGCCCGACAUGCCCCGUCAGACCGACGGCGCCGACGCCACCCUCGACGCACCGCAGCGUCCACCGCGGGACGCCUUCGGCGGCGCAAGCGACAGCACCGGCGGCGCCGGUCCACCGCCACCGUCGAGCCCCGGACUCUCGCUGAGCAUGGCCCACCUGGUGAUGAGCGAGGAGGAGCUGGAGGAGCUCGGAGGGACCGAGGAGACCGACUCGCACCGGCGGACGGUCGAAGGAAGGAUUCCCUUCAUCGCCGUCUUCCACCUGAGUCAGGUGAAGAGCGCCCAGGGCUACGUGUUCCUGGACUCGACGCCCAUCCGCGUCCGCGUCACCGAGGUGGAGAAGACGGGGAACUCCAAGAAGAUGGAACGUGCCAACAUGUACACGGUGCGGUUCACUCACGGCGACUUCUCCUGGGACAUCAAGCGCAAGUACAAGGACUUCCAGCAGCUCCACCACGACCUGCAGCGCUACCGCGCACUCCACCGCAUCCUGGAGCCCGCCCGCAGCCACCUCGAGCGCCGCCGCACGGUGAAACCGAAGCGGGAGGGCGCCGACUCCAAGAUCCCCGAGCUGCCGUGCCGCCUGGAGGGCACGCGGCGAGAGGAUCCGUUCGCCAGGAGGGAGGACUACGUGUCCAGCCGUAAGAAACAAAUCGAGAACUACCUGAGCGGCCUGCUGCAGUACCCCGUCUACAGGAACCACGCGGCCACGCUGGAGUUCUUGGAGGUCAGCGGUCUGUCCUUCAUCGCGGACCUGGGGCCCAAGGGCAUCGAGGGCUACAUUGAGAAGCGAUCGGGUGGCUACAAGAUGCCCGGCUUACACUGCUGCGGGAAGCGCGAGGUCUGCUUCCGGUGGUCGAAACGGUGGCUGGCGGUGAAGGACUCCUUCGUGCUCUACAUGAAGCUGGACGAGGGGAAGAUCUCAUCGGUGAUGCUCUUCGACUCGGAUUUCGUGGUCAAGAUCGGCCAACAGCACACGGAGGUGCGCAGUGGUGUCGUCAUCCAGAACCUGACCAGGACUCUGACGAUCAAGUGCCCUUCGUUCCGACACGCCAUGUGGUGGGGGAAGUCCCUGCAGCAGUUUGCGGAGACGCACGGCAAGGACUACAUGCAGCCCAACCGAUUCGAAGCGUUCGCUCCGGUCAGGGAGAAAACGCUCGCUAGAUGGUUCGUGAACUCUUCUGGGUAUUUCACGGAGAUGGCUUACGCCCUGGAGGAGGCCAAGGAGGAGAUCUUCAUCACUGACUGGUGGCUAAGUCCCGAGAUAUUCCUGAAGAGGCCGCCAGUGGAGGGAAACUACUGGAGGCUCGACUCCGUGCUGAAGAGGAAAGCCGAGGCCGGCGUCAGGGUCUUUGUGCUGCUCUACAAGGAGGUGGGCUUGGCUCUUGGACUUAACAGCGACUACAGCAAACAGACGCUCAUGGGACUCCACCCCAACAUUAAGGUGCUGCGCCACCCCGACCACGUGUCCUCCACGGUGCUGUUCUGGGCCCACCACGAGAAGCUGGUCAUCAUCGACCAGACCGUGGCCUUCCUGGGCGGCAUCGACCUGGCGUACGGCCGCUGGGACGACUACCAGCACCGGCUCACCGACAUCGGCAGCGUGCAGCGCACCAAUGUGCCCGCGACGGACAGCCCCUCACGCCAGCCGAAGGCCGAGGAGGCCAACGGGAAGAGCAACCCGGGCCUGACGGUGGAGCAGCAGCAGCAGCCGGAGGAGGAGGAGGAGGAGGCUUCUCCGGACGUCGUCGACUCCGCGGCCGCCCCGCAGGAGGCCGACGCCUCCGGCCUACGCGAGUCCUCCACCGACGCGGAGAGGCCGGUGGGCUCGGCGGAGGCGGCCGCAGAGGCGGCCACGAGGCCCGGCAUGGCCGGCUGGAAGCGGGCGAUGCAGGCGAUGAAAACGGCGUCGGCGGAGAGCGGGAGGGAGGAGCAGAGGUACCGGGCAACGCGGCGGCGCACGGACAGCAUGGACGAGGAGGACGCGGAGGCAGCGCGGCAGAACAGCAACGACGUCAUGGACGGCAUCGUGCACCGCUGGAGGAGCAUGCUGAAGCAGCGGUGGCUCGACAAGCCCAAGUACCCUCUGCGCACGCACAAGAUGCACAUCCGUGAGGACUACGGCUCGACGAGGAGGACGAGCGUGGAGCUGUUUGGCGAAGCGCGCUUCUGGCACGGCAAGGACUACUGCAACUUCGUGCUCAAGGACUGGGUGCAGCUGGAGAAGCCCUUCGAUGACUUCAUCGACCGCUACACGACGCCACGCAUGCCGUGGCACGACAUCGGCGCCGUGGUGCACGGCCACGCGGCCCGGGACGUUGCGAGACACUUCAUCCAGCGGUGGAACUUCGCCAUGACGGUCAAGAAGAAAAAGUCCAUCGAGCACUUCCCCAUGCUGCUGCCCAAGUCGCUCUCCAUGGCCGACCGCAUUCCCUACGUCGUCACGGGCUGCGUCCCUGCCAACGUGCAGGUGCUGAGGUCGGCCUCCGAUUGGUCGGUGGGAAUCAAGAAGCACGAGGAGUCCAUUCACAAGGCGUACGUGGAGGCCAUCCGCACGAGCCGCCACUACAUCUACAUCGAGAACCAGUUCUUCAUCAGCUGCACGGACAACCGCAUCGUGUGGAACGGCAUCGGAGACGCCAUCGUCAACAAAAUCCUGGAGGCUCACAGGGAUGGCCGGCGCUUCCGCGUCUACGUGGUGGUGCCGCUGCUGCCCGGGUUCGAGGGCGACAUCUCGACGGGCGGGGGCAGCGCCAUCCAGGCCGUGCUGCACUUCAACUACAGGACGCUGUGCAGAGGAAAGUACUCCAUCAUCGAGCGGCUGAAGGUGGACAUGGGCAACUCGUGGAUGAACUACAUCUCGGUGUGCGGCCUGCGCACGCACGCCGAGCUGGCCGGGACGCUCGUCACGGAGCUCAUCUACGUGCACAGCAAGCUCAUGAUCGUCGACGACCGCACCGUCAUCAUCGGGUCGGCAAACAUCAACGAUCGCAGCAUGCUGGGCAAGCGCGACAGCGAGAUGGCGGUGAUGGUGGAGGACACGGAAUUCCAGGAGUCGGUCAUGGACGGGCAGCCCUACCAAGCCGGCCGCUUCGCCUACAACCUGCGCAACUGCUGCUUCCGGUUGGUGCUGGGCCUCUUGGACAGUCCCCACGUGGACAUCUCGGACCCCAUCACCGACCACUUCUACAAGGAGGUUUGGAUGAGCACCGCCGCCAUCAACGCCACCGUCUACGAGAAGGUGUUCAUGUGCCUGCCGUCGGACUUCGUGCUGAGCCUGAAGGACCUGGAGAACUGGGGUGAGAACCCUCUCAUGCAGACCAACCCGGCGCAGGCAAAGGAGGAGCUGCAGAAGGUGCAGGGCUUCCUCGUCACCAUGCCGCUCGGCUUCCUACAGGAGGAGAACCUUCUCCCGGCCUUCAACACGAAGGAGGGAAUGAUGCCCACUGACCUCUGGACAUGAGCGGGACGUUUUCCCUCCCUCCUAUCAACAGACAAAAAAAACGAGGGCAGAAAUUCUGAGACUUUUACAUUUUUAUUCCUUCCGUUUCCCAACGCUUCCAGCGUCUCGGCUGCUACCACCGUCUUCCACGCGGGCGUGCGGCGGCGGCGGCGGCGACCGCCCACACGCCAGUCGGCGCUCCGGACGUUCCAUCGGGAGCGACGCGGCCGAUAGGCGAGCGGCGUCCUUGCCUUUUUAUAAGCUUCUAACUGUAAACGGACGCGUCCGGAGAACCAACAGAAAAUCUUCCAGGGCUGUCGGUGGCGAGGUCUACGCGCAGUUGGUGGUCCCCCACAGUUUGGCGAGGCUCUCCGGAGAAGUUUGGUCGCCGCCACCGCCAACUCAUUUCGGAGGCCGUUGGAAGUCACCGCCAUCUGUCUCUCUCCACCUCCCGGACUCGCGAUCGUCCGUGCCGCUGUACUGUACUCAUGCUGUCCUGCAGGGUGGUGGGGGGGGGGUGAGUUUCUUCUUUGAAGAAAAAUAAGAAAUGGGUAGGGAACGGAUGAUGAAAGAGAACCGCGAGAAAAUAAUAACGGGCAACGAUGUGAGCCAACGACCGUAGCGGUGCAGCCUUGGUGGCUGGGGCCCGUCUCUCGGCAUCGCUCGAGGCUCGGACACUCGAGACUCCAGCAACCGCGCACGGGCACGCUCACCACGCUCCCCUCUCCACCCACCAUGAAGGGCGCCCAACGUCACCGGUCAACUCGCGCCUCCCGCCGAAACGUCCGCGGGCGGCUUUAGCGUACGACUGCGCCUGCCUGGCGGCGGUCACGAUGAGCCCCGCACGAUGUCGCUCGUGUGCCGAGUUUGACCGCGUGCCGAGCCCUAUCGCGCCGAGUCCGGGAGCACCGAGUCCGACCGCGCGCGUUCCUCCAAACCGCGCGACGGGCGACCGUGGAUUUUACCGGUGGCAUUUUUCCAAAUUUGGGAGACGAAAAAAAGUUGGGACCGUCGUGGUUCAUUUCGCCCGCAGUGACGAACUGGGGAUGCGCCUGUCGCUCCUUUUAAUUUUUUUAUCCGUUUUCCUUUACGUUCCGUAACACGUGCUGACAUGCAACCGUAACGUGCACCUUAUCGUUGUUCGCCGCAAGCGCGCCGCCGUAGGAUGCAAUACUAGGAAAGUGCCUCUGGGGAACAGACCCCUCCCCCUCUCUCGUCACCUGCGCGCGACGGGAAGGGCGGCUGGCCUCUCGCGAAAACGAAAAACGCAAAAACGCCGCGCGUCCCGGGGUUGAACCGCGGCGCUCGUGCCGCCGAUUGAAGGGCUCGUCUGAGCUCGCACACCGAGCCCACGUUUAAUAAUCGUUCAUAUGUUUUUUGUUACAACGAUUUAGUCGGUGGGUUUAUCGGCGAUGGUCAAAACGUUGCAAGGCAAGGGCCCCCCCCCCCACCCCCCCUCUUUCUCACCCGCCACUCCGUUGAGUUAUUGGACUGGUGGCAUUUUUCCAAAUUUGGGCAAAAAAAAGUUUGGACCGUCGCGGUUUCUUUAGCCCGCAGCAGUGAACCGGGAUGGGCCUGUUGGAUCCUGUUGGAUCCUGUUGGUUCCUGUUGGUUCCUGUUGGAUCCUGUUGGUUCCUGUUGGAUCCUGUUGGAUCCUGUUGGUUCCUGU